This is a messenger RNA of Dermacentor andersoni, 1049 nucleotides long. RefSeq lists its product as uncharacterized. The record is from RefSeq and is a predicted model, not a curated record. NCBI's taxonomy places the organism in Eukaryota, Metazoa, Arthropoda, Arachnida, Ixodida, Ixodidae.
GUUAAACGCACUUAUUAAGAAUUGCCUUUGUCUGUCUGGCUAUAAAUACGGUGCAGUUCUGUUUGGCGAGCAUUCGUUGAUGUGCACCUUUAUCGCAUUUCACGCCACGCAUGUCCCGGCAGCCCAUCGAGGUAUUCCCGAGCCGACUGCUGGAACUAUGCAACCAGGACGCGCCGCUCACUUUCCUCGCAUUCCUGCCGAACGGGAGCCAGCACCGUUCCAAGUGGAUCGCCCAUGGCCGCCACAGCGAAGUCUUCCAGGUGGCCUCCCUGCUCAGGCGGACCGUGCUCAAAGUGGUUCCCGUUACGGGAGACUUCACCCAGCAGCAGGUUGACACCAUCGCCUCCGCCAUUCAGUGCUGCCUCAAACUGAGUACGUUGAAGCAUGGCACCCGCUACGGAACUCCAAACUUCAUCGAGGUUGAACGGAUCGCGUGCGUGUUCGACCAGUUCCCGGAGUGGCUUCUGCGCAGCGGCAGCAGGGGCGUCGACUCCUCGAGCGAGUCCCUGGCCGAAAGCCUCGCCUCCGAGAUGGCCGGUACGGGCGGCAGCCCCGACGCCUCCGAUUUGCUCGCGGCCUUCCGCCGAUGGAAGGGCACAAAUCAAUGUUGCAUAACACAGCACUUCAUUGUGUUCGAGCUAAGUUACGCAGGAAAGCCGCUCUCGCGGAUGACGCUUCGCAGCGCGUUACAAGGCCGCAGCCUGGUGCAACAGGCCGUGUGCUGCGUCGCCGUAGCCGAGAGCGCCCUGGGUUUCCGGCACACGGGCGUGGACGCCGACAAGCUGUUGGUGGCCGUGACCGAUGCUGCCUGCCUCGAGUACCGGCUGCCGGACAGGACGCCCAUCUCGGUCGAGAGCGCUGGUCUGAAGGCGCACUUGGCCGGCUGCCUGUCGUUCGCUAUCGACCCAGGCACGUCUGUACAACUUGCGCACGACUUUUACUCGACUCAAAACUGUAAAUUCUAUGUCUGUUUCAAUGUGGUUGCGUCAUCCACUAAAUCGGUUUUCUGGCUACCAUCCACUGAAAGAAUUGGGAGCUUCGCCGGCUGA